GCAGGUUUGUGUGUGUGUUUAAAAAAACACUCCUCCUUUUCUUCCUCUAUAAUUUCGUGAUGACAUUCCAGCCUGUUUGCUGAAGUUCACUGGAGCUCACACUGGAGUAGUUUGGGAAUCUGCUGGAAAACACGUGAAAACUCAGUUUUUUUUAUCAUGCCAAACUGGGGUGGAGGAAAUAAAUGUGGCGCCUGCCGCGGGACGGUGUAUCACGCUGAAGAGGUCCAGUGUGACGGGAGGAGCUUUCACAAGUGCUGCUUCCUUUGCAUGGUCUGUAGAAAAGGGUUAGACAGCACCACAUUGGCCAUCCACGACCAGGAAAUCUACUGCAAGUCGUGCUACGGUAAAAAGUACGGCCCGAAGGGAUACGGCUACGGUCAGGGAGCAGGAACGCUCAAUAUGGACCGCGGCGAGAGACUGGGCAUCAAACCAGAAGAAACACAAACUCACCGACCCACCACCAACCCAAACCCGUCCAAGUUCGCGCAGAAGUUCGGCGGCUCGGAGAAGUGCGCGCGCUGUGGAGAGUCUGUGUACGCCGCCGAGAAGGUGAUGAGCGCUGGGAAGCCGUGGCAUAAAAACUGCUUUCGCUGUGCCAAAUGUGGGAAGAGCUUGGAGUCGACCACUCAGACGGAGAAAGAUGGAGAAAUCUACUGCAAAGCAUGUUAUGCAAAGAACUUCGGACCCAAAGGAUUUGGAUACGGUCAGGGAGCAGGAGCUCUGGUUCACGCUCAAUGAUAGUCUGGACUUUGUACGUUUCUUUACUAUUAUAACACAGUUGUUACUAAUUUCAAAAGAAGAAAAUUAUUAUUUUGCAUAAAGAAUGAAAUGAAAUGCCUCUAAAAAAAGGGUUUGUUUUCCUUAAGUAUAUGAGUCAUUAUUUUUUCACCAUUUGCAUAAAUUACAGGGUGUUAAUUGUUCAUAGAGGACCAUUAAGAGUUAUAUUUUCAUUGCAAUUAGGCACAUUUCCCCCCCCUAAAUUCUCAUUACUAUUAAUGCAAAUCAUUGAUUUUUUUUUUUAUUUCUAAAUAUAAAUCAUUGAUUUAUUUAUUAAAAUCAUUUAAAUAAAUCAUUGAUUAUUUAUAUUAAAUAAUGUAAUAUAUUUCAUAUGAAUUAUUUCAUAUAAAAUUACUUUAUAUAAUAUUGUAUAUUUUUAUGAAACAAUACUGCAUUACAGUAAUGAGAGAAAAAUGUACCAAUAUUAAGAAAAUUUCCAAAAAACAAAAACAAAAAACAAAACAAAAAAAGGUCCUAAAAUAAAAAUUAAGUUAAUUUUCUUCAUGCAAAAUAUUUGAACACUUAGUUAAUUGUUGUUAGAGGACCAUUAAGUUACAUUUUCAUUGCAAUUAGGCACAUUUUCUCCCAAAUUUUCAUUACUAUUAAUGCAAAUCAAUCAUAUAUAUAUAUAUAUAUAUAUAUAUAUAUAUGAUGUAUAUAUGAUGUACCAAUUCUUUUUUUUUUUGUAUUUCCAAAAAUGAUGGUCCUAAAAUAAAAAUUGAGUUAAUUUUCUUUAUGCAAAUUUUUUUAACACUUUACAGAGAGGACCAUUAAGUGUUAUAUUUAAAUUACCAUAGUGUAAAAACAUUUUAAAAAUACACUUAAAUUAAAUAAUAACACUUUUAAAAACCUGUAUUACAAUAAUGAGAAUUUGGGAAAAUGUCACAAUCUUUCAAAAAAUGGUGCUAAAAAAAUAAGGUUAAUUUUCUUUAUGCAAAAUAAUUUUUUUAAAACUUUUACUGAUGUUAAUGCUUCACAGAGUUGUCAUUGUACGAGCAUCUACAUUUAGUAAAUACAUGUUCAAUGUAAAAUAAACAGUUGUUUCAGUCCACUUUGCUUCUGUAGUGAAAACUAACGCAGGCCUUUCACCUUCAAAUGUUUUAUUAAUAAAGCCAUUAAAAUUGAA
Labeo rohita (rohu) is the source of this 1903-nucleotide messenger RNA. It is a transcript of the gene csrp2, whose product is annotated as cysteine and glycine-rich protein 2. The transcript has 6 exons. Gene Ontology annotation, cellular component: Z disc; cytoplasm; nucleus. Lineage: Eukaryota; Metazoa; Chordata; Actinopteri; Cypriniformes; Cyprinidae. The record is from RefSeq and is a predicted model, not a curated record. Gene Ontology annotation, biological process: sarcomere organization; muscle tissue development. Gene Ontology annotation, molecular function: structural constituent of muscle; actinin binding. The coding region runs from base 157 to 738 and encodes 193 amino acids.